This is a messenger RNA of Echinops telfairi (small Madagascar hedgehog), 1456 nucleotides long. It is a transcript of the gene NDUFV3, whose product is annotated as NADH:ubiquinone oxidoreductase subunit V3. NCBI's taxonomy places the organism in Eukaryota, Metazoa, Chordata, Mammalia, Afrosoricida, Tenrecidae. The transcript has 4 exons. Bases 44 to 1387 code for a protein of 447 amino acids. Gene Ontology annotation, cellular component: mitochondrion. The record is from RefSeq and is a predicted model, not a curated record. Gene Ontology annotation, biological process: mitochondrial ATP synthesis coupled electron transport.
GCCUGGCGCGGCCCCCAGCCCGGCUCGCUCCAGCGUCACAGCCAUGGCGGCCUCGCUUUUGCUGCGGCAAGGACGAGCUGGGGCGCUGAAGACCGGACUCCAAGCAGGGGUGUUUCGAGGAUUCGCUUCCACCAUUUCUCUGGCUACGAAGUCAGGACAGAGUGAAAAAGGACUGCCACCGAAUCCCAAGAAGCAAAGUCCACCAAAAAAUGUAGUGGAACCAAAAGCGAGGGGCAAGCUGCUAACCUCCCACCGAGCGGCUGGACUGUCUAAGUUCUCUCCGCCCAGUUCUCACCCGGCAGUUGCGAAUAAAGGCGGGAUGGUAGCUAAUCCUGACCCUGAUGACAUCGUGCUGGUCACAGAUGAAGGGGCCCCGAGAGUUCUGGCGAGGAAGACCUUGGUAGAGUUUCCUCAGAAAGCUGCCUCUUCUUUCCGAAAGCAGGGUUCUGACUUAGACAGGCACUGGGGAAGCAGGGAAGUGGGACAGGAUUCAUCCUCAUCUUCGUCCAGUUCUUCUGAUUCGGAUUCCGAGGAAGAAGAAGAACAUGUCUCAGAAGUUGGCCCAUGGGCUGGGAGCAAAGGUCGUGGGAGCUUUUCAGAAUCAGAGGCUUCCUCUAAAGGCAGGGCUCCCAGGGAGAUGACAGCAGCCUGGUCCCCAACGCCAACAGACUCAAAGAAGCCCUACCAGGCAAAGAUGAAGACAAGGCCCCAAGCAGAAAUGAACGAAGGUGCUCAGAAGCAACGCGUCAAAGAAAAGCAACCACAGAGCGUCUUCAGAUCACAUGAAAUAGAUGGAGAAAGCCAAGCACCAGCUGAGCUGAAGCAAGACUUACCUGACCACGCAGGGCCGAGCGUGGCUGCACAGCUGAGCCCAGGGCCAUCUCGAAUGGCUGAAGACUCGGGGGCAGAAAAACAGGCACAGGCAGCCCUUUCUGAGGCCAGAGGGGAGAGCGUGGAAAAACAAGAGCCAGGACCAAAACGGAGGGUGGCUUCUCCCCAGCUGGAGAAAGAAAACGUGGAGAAGCCGGUAGGAGACCUGGAGGCAGCUGCUCAGACUGAAGAAGGCGUUUUGGAACAUCUGGGAGCAAUAGGAAGUUUGAAGACCGUUCCUGCUCCAGACGAAGAUGCUGUCAAUGAAAAGAUACCUGCACUAAACUUUGAGGCUAGGAGCGAAAGACUUCAAGACUCGGCAACUCAGCGGGAAGACCCCGACCGCGUACAGGAGACUGAGCCGGCUGCUGCGCCCGCCGAGCCCUUUGAUAACACCACCUACAAGAACCUCCAGCACCAUGACUACAACGAGUACACCUUCUUAGACUUGAACCUGGACCUUUCCAAGUUCAGAAUGCCUCAGCCUUCUUCAGGACGCGAGUCGCCACGGCACUGAGGGCUCCCAGCUUGCACUUGCCCAUCUUUGCUGCUUUUGGGCUGCAGAAAUAAAGUCCGCUCCACAGUC